Messenger RNA from Penicillium diatomitis, 1869 nucleotides. RefSeq lists its product as uncharacterized. The record is from RefSeq and is a predicted model, not a curated record. Lineage: Eukaryota; Fungi; Ascomycota; Eurotiomycetes; Eurotiales; Aspergillaceae. Bases 1 to 1869 code for a protein of 622 amino acids. The transcript is spliced from 4 exons.
AUGCCAGCUAUUCCUGCGACUGCGAGACUGCUUGACUCCAUUGUGCAACGCAGUCUCGACGGAGCCCUACCCAAUGCGACUAAUGCGACCCUCGAGGUCGUUUGUGCUUGGCCUGUAUCGGGACAGUAUGGACCUGGGACGCGAGUCUUAUACUACGCUUCGAUAGCAGCUUGCAUUUUUGCGCGUAAACAAGACUGGAUUCGCAGCGCAUGCCUUGCCGCAGCACUUCUGUUCCCUGCUGUUGCGGCUCUCCAUGGCAUUGUCUUAGCAUCCCUGCACAGAAGUGGCGCUGUCGACAUGGACGUAUACGGUGCAUUUCAACUCUGUGCUAUCGGCGUACUGACCGCACCGCUCACGGUAUUCGAGUCGAAGACUUAUUUCAUGAGUACCGGCCGAAACAUCAUCUUCUUGUGGACGCUUCUCCUCCUCGCCGGGCUCGUCGGCUUGACGGUCGAAUUUCUUCGUUUGAGCCCGACAUCAUGCCCGCCUGACGAUCCGGCUUCACUUUUCUGGGCCACAUCUGGGAUGUUCUACUACAACAGCACGUGUGGCAUGAUGUGUGAUGCAAGUGGCCCCUUCUCGCCGUUACGCCAGGGGGCAGCCAACAAUAUCUACGUGAUCCCCACGCCACACGUAUUAACCUUUAACGCGGCAACACUUCUUGCAGCGGCGUGCUGCAUCCCCGCGAUACUGUGCCUCGUUUCGAUGUGGAUCAAGGUCCUGGAGAGCAACUGGGAAAUCUUCGCUCGUAAGCGUCAGUCGAGCGAUGGGGGCGAUGUGCCGAUUUCGGGCACCAACGGAGCCACGCCGAAGCAAAUGAGUGAUAUAACCAAGACAGUCCGCGCAUGGCUGGGGUGCCUCGAGAUUCCGAUUAUCACUGCAGCAGUACUUGCAAUCAUGAUUAAGGGCGAGAUGAAUUUCUUUAGUGGUCCAGUUGAGUAUCAGACGGAGCCUAUUCAAAGCAUUGCAUUGUCUUCCAUGCGCGCGAUUUAUCAAUGUCUUGCUAAGUGGACCAACUCUGCAGGGCAAUGGGCACCGAUUGUGGGCACGGCGCUUGCCGCGCUGGGGUCAUUGUAUCUGUCAUUUGCAACGGCCAUGGAAGCGGAGCAAACCACAGCACUUCACGGCCCUAAGGAUCCGGGGAUGGAUACGCCAGCAGUUAACCACGUGGAAUUCCUUCAAUGUACUGACAUUGUUCCAAAUCACCCAAUCGACACAACUAUCGCAAGUCUCAGUAUAGCACACUCUGAAUCUGGCUCCUCCAGUGAGCACCACACUCCUAGCAGUCCACCUGAGACACCACACAACACAGGCGGGAGGGCGAAAACCACAAAAUUUUUCAACCAUGUCAGUCGGACUCUGGCUACCAAGGCUCACGAGCAAAUGACUGGAACGGGGGUUUACGCGACCAAGAAAACCGAAUUCCCUCAAAUCCCGGGGGAAUCGCUCCGUAAUGAAAAUUUGUCAGCUGUUUCAGCAGCAUACAGACAGAGAUCAAGAACGGCAAGCUUCGUCGGCAGUUUCGCGUCUGCCUCUCCUCAAGGAGAAGGAACUCCCUGCACAAUACCGACUCCGGUGGAGAUGCUAGGUUCGCAGCGAAUUCCAGCCUCGACUCGCAGCCGCGCGCGAACUUUCAUGUCCUCUUCUAGCAGAAGCUCUUACGAGGGGACGAGCUCGGCUCAAAGCGAACCUCGGGUUACAAAACGCAAUGACGAUCCUCCUCCAGCAGGGCGAGAGUCCCAGCAGUCACCUAUUUCAAACGCUCCCGCUUCAUUGUCAAGUAACGCAGCCACACCAUCAGAUCACCUACCUACAGCUCCAAUAAUCCUCAUCUCCUCCAGUCAUGAGGACAGAUAUACGAGCAGGUGA